Phasianus colchicus (ring-necked pheasant) is the source of this 6430-nucleotide messenger RNA. RefSeq names its product regulatory associated protein of MTOR complex 1 (gene RPTOR). Gene Ontology annotation, cellular component: cytoplasm; TORC1 complex. The record is from RefSeq and is a predicted model, not a curated record. Gene Ontology annotation, molecular function: protein-macromolecule adaptor activity; protein binding. Gene Ontology annotation, biological process: cellular response to amino acid stimulus; regulation of autophagy; cellular response to starvation. Lineage: Eukaryota; Metazoa; Chordata; Aves; Galliformes; Phasianidae.
CCCGCCGGCAGCUCGGCGCUCCGCGGGGCCGCCCUCUGCCCUUGGCCGUCCUCGGCCCGCUCCGCCGCCCUCCGCCCGCCGUGACCCCGACGCGAGCCUGGCCGGGGGCUGCCGCUCCCUCAGUGCCCGGAGCUCCCGCCUCGAUGGAGUCCGAGCUGCUGCAGUCGCCCCUCCUGGGGCUGGGGGAGGAGGAUGAGUCGGACCUGACGGACUGGAAUCUGCCCCUGGCCUUCAUGAAGAAGAGGCACUGCGAGAAGAUCGAGGGUUCCAAGUCCUUGGCGCAGAGCUGGAGGAUGAAGGACCGGAUGAAGACUGUUAGUGUUGCCUUAGUUUUGUGCCUAAAUGUCGGCGUGGACCCUCCUGAUGUGGUGAAGACCACUCCGUGUGCCCGCCUGGAGUGCUGGAUAGAUCCUCUGUCAAUGGGUCCUCAGAAAGCUCUGGAAACCAUUGGUGCGAAUUUGCAGAAGCAGUAUGAAAACUGGCAGCCAAGAGCCAGGUACAAGCAGAGCCUGGAUCCGACGGUGGACGAGGUGAAGAAGCUGUGCACAUCCCUGCGGCGCAAUGCCAAGGAGGAGCGGGUGCUGUUCCACUACAAUGGGCAUGGUGUGCCCAGGCCGACGGUGAAUGGGGAGAUCUGGGUCUUCAACAAGAACUACACUCAGUAUAUUCCUCUGUCCAUAUACGACCUGCAGACUUGGAUGGGCAGUCCUUCCAUUUUCGUCUAUGAUUGCUCCAAUGCUGGCCUUAUUGUCAAGUCGUUCAAACAAUUUGCACUACAGAGGGAGCAAGAGCUGGAGGUGGCUGCAAUUAACCCAAACCAUCCUCUUGCUCAAAUGCCUUUGCCUCCAUCGAUGAAGAACUGCAUUCAGUUGGCAGCAUGUGAAGCUAAUGAAUUGCUCCCUAUGAUCCCCGAUCUGCCGGCCGACCUUUUCACAUCAUGCCUUACUACACCAAUCAAAAUUGCUCUGAGAUGGUUUUGUAUGCAGAAGAGUGUCAGACUGGUGCCAGGAGUCACGCUGGAUUUGAUAGAGAAGAUUCCUGGAAGACUGAAUGACAGGAGAACUCCUUUGGGAGAGCUGAACUGGAUCUUCACAGCCAUCACAGACACCAUUGCGUGGAACGUGUUGCCUAGAGAUCUUUUUCAGAAGCUCUUCAGGCAAGACCUGCUGGUGGCCAGUUUGUUUCGUAACUUUCUCUUGGCAGAAAGAAUUAUGAGAUCCUACAACUGUACCCCAGUCAGCAGCCCCCGCCUCCCCCCAACGUACAUGCAUGCAAUGUGGCAAGCGUGGGACCUUGCUGUUGAUAUUUGCCUUUCCCAAUUACCUACAAUUAUAGAGGAAGGAACUGCAUUUAGGCACAGCCCCUUCUUCGCAGAGCAGCUGACUGCAUUCCAGGUGUGGCUGACGAUGGGUGUGGAGAACCGCAACCCCCCCGAGCAGCUGCCCAUCGUCCUGCAGGUUCUGCUGAGUCAGGUGCAUCGGCUGCGAGCUCUGGAUCUGCUGGGAAGAUUUCUGGACCUGGGGCCCUGGGCAGUUAGCUUGGCGCUGUCUGUUGGCAUUUUCCCGUAUGUGCUGAAGCUGCUUCAAAGUUCAGCUCGUGAGCUGAGACCGCUUCUUGUCUUCAUCUGGGCCAAAAUUCUCGCAGUGGACAGUUCAUGUCAAGCUGACCUUGUGAAGGACAACGGUCACAAGUAUUUCCUUUCCGUUUUGGCAGAUCCUUACAUGCCAGCUGAACACAGGACAAUGACCGCUUUUAUUCUGGCUGUAAUUGUUAACAACUACAACACAGGACAGGAAGCCUGCCUUCAAGGAAACCUGAUUGCUAUUUGCCUGGAACAGUUGAACGAUCCGCAUCCUCUCCUGCGUCAGUGGGUGGCCAUUUGUUUGGGGCGUAUUUGGCAGAACUUUGACUCAGCCAGGUGGUGUGGUGUGAGAGACAGCGCUCAUGAAAAGCUCUACAGUCUCCUCUCUGAUCCAAUCCCAGAGGUUCGCUGUGCUGCCGUCUUUGCACUGGGAACAUUUGUGGGCAACUCAGCAGAACGGACCGACCACUCCACCACCAUCGACCACAACGUGGCCAUGAUGCUGGCCCAGCUCAUCAACGAUGGGAGCCCCAUGGUUCGGAAGGAGCUGGUGGUGGCUUUAAGUCACCUGGUGGUUCAGUAUGAGAGCAAUUUCUGCACUGUCGCCUUGCAGUUCAUGGAAGAAGAGAAGAAUUACCCUCUCCCUUCUCCAGCAGCCCCAGAGGGUGGGAGUUUGACACCAGUGCGAGAUGGUCCAUGCACACCUCGGCUGCGCUCUGUCAGCUCUUAUGGGAACAUCCGAGCAGUUACCACAGCCAGGAACCUGAACAAGUCCUUGCAGAACCUCAGUCUGAAUGAAGAAUCUGGAAGCUCUGUUGCGUUUUCUCCUGGGAAUCUCAGCACCAGCAGCAGUGCCAGCAGCACCUUGGGCAGCCCUGAGAACGAGGAGUACAUCCUGUCGUUUGAGACGAUUGACAAGAUGAGACGAGUCAGCUCUUACUCUUCUCUGAAUUCACUCAUAGGUGUGAGUUUCAACAGUGUUUAUACCCAAAUUUGGAGAGUGCUCCUUCACCUAGCUGCUGACCCCUAUCCCGACGUCUCUGACUUGGCAAUGAAAGUUCUCAACAGCAUUGCCUACAAGGCAACAGUCAAUGCUCGCCCCCAGCGCAUCCUGGACACGUCCUCACUGACGCAGUCGGCGCCUGCCAGCCCCACCAACAAGGGCAUGCACAUCCACCAAGUGGGAGGAUCACCUCCAACCACCAGCACAAGCAGCUCCAGCCUGACAAAUGAUGUGACAAAGCAACCAGUCAGCCGGGACAUCACGUCUGUGCGACCUGCCAACGUGGGCAACAUGGGGGUUCAGUACACUCCCCACUCCCACCAGUUCCCCAGAACAAGAAAAAUGUUUGACAAAGGGCCAGAGCAGACCACUGAUGAUGCUGAUGAUACCGUUGGACACAAAAGUUUCAUUUCAGCCACAGUGCAGACGGGGUUUUGUGACUGGAGUGCGAAGUACUUUGCUCAGCCUGUCAUGAAGAUCCCAGAGGAGCACGACCUGGAGAGCCAGAUCCGCAAAGAGAGGGAGUGGCGGUUCCUGCGCAACGCCCGGGUCAGGAAGCAAGCCCAGAAGAUCAUCCAGAAGGGCAUCUCCCGGCUGGAUGAUCAGAUCUUCCUCAACAGGAACCCCGGUGUGCCCUCUGUGGUGAAGUUCCAUCCCUUCACACCCUGCAUUGCUGUCGCCGACAAGGACAGUAUUUGUUUCUGGGACUGGGAGAAAGGAGAGAAAUUGGAUUAUUUCCACAAUGGGAACCCACGGUACACCAGGAUCACAGCCAUGGAGUACCUGAACGGGCAGGACUGCUCCUUGCUGCUGACUGCCACAGAUGACGGUGCCAUCAGAGUAUGGAAGAACUUUGCAGAUCUGGAGAAGAACCCUGAGAUGGUCACGGCGUGGCAGGGGCUGUCAGACAUGCUGCCAACUACACGAGGUCUGGCCCGAAGGGUUUCAAUCUAUCUUGACAGAAGUAAGCAGGGAGGAGCAGGAAUGGUGGUCGACUGGGAACAAGAGACUGGGCUGCUCAUGACCUCAGGAGAUGUGAGGAUAAUCCGCAUCUGGGACACAGACAGGGAAAUGAAAGUGCAGGACAUCCCCACUGGGGCAGACAGCUGUGUGACCAGCCUGUCGUGUGACUCCCAUCGGUCACUGAUCGUGGCAGGGCUGGGUGACGGCUCCAUCCGCGUGUUCGACCGGAGGAUGGCUCUGAGCGAAUGCCGUGUCAUGACCUACAGAGAGCACACAGCCUGGGUGGUGAAGGCGUACCUGCAGAAGCAUCCUGAAGGCAACAUCAUGAGCGUCAGUGUGAAUGGAGACGUGCGCUUCUUCGACCCCCGGAUGCCAGAGUCCAUGAAGGUCCUCCAGAUAGUCAAAGGGCUGACAGCCCUUGACAUUCACCCACAAGCCAACCUCUUUGCAUGUGGCUCAAUGAAUCAGUUCACUGCAAUCUACAAUGGAAACGGUGAGCUGAUCAACAAUAUCAAAUACUACGAUGGUUUUAUGGGACAAAGAGUUGGAGCCAUCAGCUGCCUGGCUUUCCAUCCUCACUGGCCUCACCUGGCAGUCGGGAGCAAUGACUACUACAUCUCUGUGUACUCGGUGGAGAAGCGGAUCAGAUAACGGCUCGUGGCAGCGCAGUCCCAGCAGGCAGUGCCUGCCUCACCCACGGUGUACAUAGCCAGAUUAUCGACUUGAAUGUUUCGUGUUGGCUGCUGCUGCAACCCGUAACUUGAACAUUUUGGUUCUGACUUAGCUACUGAUGAUUUGGGCGAGGGGGAAGAGAGACAAUCUCCUACUAUUAUUAUUGUUAUUAUUAUUUUUCAUCUGUAUCCUCUCAAAGCUGCAGAAAAAGGAAUAUUUUAUUUUUGUUUCCGGUGGUUGGCUUCUCUGUUAGAAACACAGCUCCUGAGCUUUGGAUGAGGCAGUACCCUCAAAGAAGGCUCUUUGUUUUGAUCUUUGCUUCCUCGUUUUGCUGGAGCAUCGUUCAGGACUGACGUCAGGACUCACUGCAGCUCUGAGAGUCCCAACUGACAGAGGGACCCCUCCAGUGCCACCGCCCUGUGCCAAACAGCCAGCCCUGGGCUGCCUGCCUGCAGAGCUGCACCGCUCCUGCACUGCCCAGGGUGGGCAGGGGAUGCAGGGUAAAAUCUUUGUUAUGUCACCCUUGUUCUCACGUGGUUUCCCUUCCCCUGGAAGAGAGAGAAGACCACAGGACAGAGAAGGAAGGCAGAGAUCCCGAGGAAUGGAGCCUGGGGAGAAGACAGGAGCAGGGCAGGAUGCCACCGCGCCGUAAGGUUGCACAUGCAGGACAAGAGGGAAGAAAGCAUGGCCAUCUCUGUCAUCCCAGCCCAUCUGGAGCAUGUCACUCAUGUAACCACUUCCCACCUGAGCACACGGCGCAGGCUGGGGUAUCUCAGUCACAGUUCUGCAGUCAUUUUUGCCCACAGUGAACUCUGCAAACACACGUGCAGAACUUCUGCCCAGCAGAGCUGAGAGGAGCCAAGCUCAAACCAAGGCUUUCCUCUCGUUCCACGUGCUGAAACUCAGCGAGGUGUUGGAUAUUUGCACACUGGAGGCUGCAUGUGUGCAGCACAGACAUGGUGUGUGCGUGGCUGUGGCUUGUCCGUGUCCCUGCAGCAUGGGGUGCAUAACCACAUGUGGUCUGAGCACAAAGGAAUCACUAAAGAGAGAGAGAGGACAGCAAGUCUUCCUGCUUGGAGCAAGCAGCUUUGUCCCAGCUCCCCAGGGAUCAGGCAGCUCUGUUAUCUGCACCUUCUGAGUCUGUAAUGAAUGUUUCUAUCCCUUAAAGCCCAGGCUGUGUCUGGAGAUCAGCGUGGGGAAGAGAUGGGCGAAGCCAAAAGGCAGGUUUCUUUCAAGUGCUGCUGAGGUGCAAUUUCCCUGGCCAAGAACGGGACUUGCACUGUGCAAAAAUCACUGUGGCCACAGAGGUUGACUUCCUAAACCCAAAGUCCCCAGGCUCCCUUCCAGCUGCACCAGUGGGUCUGCAGGCUCCCAGCACGCUGCCAGAGAUGAGGCGGACGGUGAUGGAGAGGAGAGAAAUGUUCCCUUACUGUGUGAAUGGCAGCUUCCCCUCUGCCACGGCUCUGACCCAGCGCUGCUCCCUGCACACCUGAUAAGUCGUUCCCUGUGUUUGAAGGCAGCUGGGUCGUGGAAUCUGCCCAGAGGCUCCACCAGGCUCACUGCAGGGAAGCUGCCCACUAAAUGCUGCAUGCACCUCUGGAUGCUCCUUGUGCUGAGCUUCCUUGAACUGCGUGGGCAGAGCAGUGCUGAGGGCUCAGUGCUGACCCCACGAAGGGCCCUGUGCAGGUCCAUGGCUCGAAGGCUUUAAACUAAAGGAAAAACUACCUAAAAGUCCACUUCUGAGUUACCUGAUGUUACUGAUGAUCUAACAGAGCUGUGCCUCCCGUGCCGGGGGCUCUGCGUAAUGGAUUAACAUACACAGCUUGAAAGCAAACAAUAGACUUUUUAACUUCUAUCAGUGUAUUUGUCAAAGGAGUGAGAACUGCCUGGCACGAGGGCACGUGGCCACCACCAGGUGGGUUUGUGGCUACUUGGCCUGGUGUGGCUUUCAUCCGAGCACGGUGUGUGUUGGUGGGGCUGCGUGUUCACAGCUGUGAUGCAGAGAUUCAAUCAUGGAGUUUAACCCGAGGGUCUGGAGAGCAUCCUACCUAAAAGUUCACUUAUCUCUAUUUAUUUUACAAAAAUUUAAAAUAUAUAUAUAUUAAAAAAAAAAGAAAAAAGAAAAAAACAAUAAACCCAACACACGAUUGUAAUGUGAGAGUCAAACAAUUACAGACAAAUAAAUGGUUAAUAAAAAAUAAAUGCAGAAA